CUGCUCUCCCUGCAGUCCGAAGGCGCCAAGUCGGAGGGCACCUUCCAGGUCACCAUGCUGCCCGGGGACGGCGUGGGCCCCGAGCUCAUGCACGCCGUCAAGGAGGUGUUCAAGGCCGCCAGCGUGCCGGUGGUCUUCGACGAGCACCACCUGAGCGAGGUGCAGAACAUGGCGUCGGAGGAGAAGCUGGAUGAGGUGGUGGACUCCAUGAAGGAAAGCAAGGUGGCCCUUAUAGGCAAGAUCCACACCCCCAUGGAGUACAAGGGAGAGCUGGCUUCCUACGACAUGAGACUCAGGCGGAAAUUAGACUUGUUUGCGAACGUUGUCCACGUGAAGAGCUUGCCAGGCUACAAAACGCGCCACAACAACCUGGACCUCGUGAUCAUUCGCGAGCAGACGGAGGGGGAGUACAGCUCGCUGGAGCACGAGAGCGCAAAGGGAGUCAUCGAGUGCCUGAAGAUCAUCACCCGGGCCAAGUCGCAGCGCAUUGCCAAGUUCGCCUUUGACUUCGCCACCAAAAAAGGGCGCUCCAAGGUCACGGCCGUGCACAAAGCCAACAUUAUGAAAUUAGGUGACGGGCUGUUCCUGCAGUGCUGCGAGGAAGUGGCAGAACUGUACCCCAAGAUCAAGUUUGACACCAUGAUAAUUGACAACUGCUGCAUGCAGCUGGUGCAGAACCCCUACCAGUUUGAUGUCCUGGUGAUGCCGAACCUCUACGGGAACAUCAUCGACAAUCUGGCGGCUGGCUUGGUGGGCGGCGCCGGCGUGGUGCCCGGGGAGAGCUACAGCGCCGAGUACGCCGUCUUCGAGAUGGGCGCCCGGCACCCCUUCGCGCAGGCCGUGGGCAGGAACAUCGCCAACCCCACUGCCAUGCUGCUCUCGGCCGCCAACAUGCUGCGGCACCUCAACUUGGAAUUUCACUCCAACUUGAUUGCGGACGCGGUGAAGAAGGUGAUCAAAGUCGGAAAAGUUCGGACACGGGACUUGGGCGGUUACUGCACCACUUCUGACUUCGUCAAGUCUGUGAUUGACAACCUGCACCCCCACUAUGGGGCCUAGCAGCCCCGCUCACCCGCGGGCAGCCCUGGGACUUCUCCGCGCCCUCCACCAGCCUCCCCCAGCUUAAGGCCUGGCAGCGCCGCCUUCCCCCGCCCACCCCCUGGCUGCCGGGUCCCCGGGGAGGAGGGGGCUCGCCUCCUCCCCAGCCCAGCACCCACCCACGGCUGGCACUGGGGGGGCUCCCAGCCCCCCGGCUCCACCCUGGCUCCGUGUCCCCUUCUCCCCACGGCCGGGGUGGUGCCAGGUGAUGGGCAGCGCCCAGCACGGCCCCUGGCAGGCAGCUGAGCGGGGCCGGGGUCCUGGGGGAGCCUUCCCCUGCCCGCAGAGGCUUUAGCAAUAAACAGGACGGCCGGGCUGAGCCCCGCACCCGGGGAUGCA
This is a messenger RNA of Oxyura jamaicensis (ruddy duck), 1437 nucleotides long. It is a transcript of the gene IDH3B, whose product is annotated as isocitrate dehydrogenase (NAD(+)) 3 non-catalytic subunit beta. Lineage: Eukaryota; Metazoa; Chordata; Aves; Anseriformes; Anatidae. Gene Ontology annotation, biological process: tricarboxylic acid cycle; isocitrate metabolic process. The transcript is spliced from 10 exons. Gene Ontology annotation, cellular component: mitochondrion. The annotation marks the transcript as partial. The record is from RefSeq and is a predicted model, not a curated record. Gene Ontology annotation, molecular function: magnesium ion binding; oxidoreductase activity, acting on the CH-OH group of donors, NAD or NADP as acceptor; NAD binding.